AUGGCGUCCAGGACCUUCUCGGCGGCGUGCCUGCUGGCGCUGCUGGUGGCCAACACGUUCCUCGCCGGCGAUGCCUGCGGCAGCUGCAAGCACCAAACCCCGCCGCCGGCCUCCCCGUCCCCGCCCCCACCAUCGCCGUCUACGACGCCGUGCCCACCUCCUUCGUCAGGCGGCGGCGGCGGCACGUCGUGCCCCACGGACACACUGAAGCUGGGCGCCUGCGCCAACGUGCUGGGCCUGGUGAACGUGGGCGUCGGCAAGCCCCCCAGCGGCAGCGGCGACAAGUGCUGCAGCCUCCUCGGCGGCCUGGCCGACCUCGAGGCCGCCGUGUGCCUCUGCACCGCGCUCAAGGCCAACGUCCUCGGCAUCGUCCUCAACAUCCCCGUCAAGCUCAGCCUCCUCCUCAACUACUGCGGCAAGACCGCCCCCAAGGGCUUCCAGUGCGCUUAG
Messenger RNA from Triticum turgidum subsp. durum (durum wheat), 450 nucleotides. Lineage: Eukaryota; Viridiplantae; Streptophyta; Magnoliopsida; Poales; Poaceae. The record is from the annotation of a GenBank genome assembly.